CCCGUGUUGCCAUGGACUACUGGUGACGAAUAACGAUGUAGAAAACGCUCGGAAAAUUACCAAAGUGAAAAUUGUGAGUAGUCAUAAUGGAGGACUAUGCGCCAAGCCGCUAUAAAAUGCUCGAGAAAAUCGGCGAGGGCGUCCAUGGGUGCGUGUUUAAGGCCAUCGAUCUGCAGCGCAACAAGGAGGUGGCCAUCAAAAAGGUGGCCCUCAAGAACAAGUUCGGGAACAUAGCCCUAAACACAUUGAGGGAAAUCAAGACCCUGCAGCUCUGCAAGUCUGAAUAUAUUCUGGACAUCAUCGACAUAUAUCCUGACCUUACGGGUCUCUCCUUGGUGCUGGAGUACCAGCCGGACACCCUGUACAAUCGGCUCAAGAGCGAGGUGAAUCCCCUGAGCCGCCAGCAGGUGCGCAAGUUUGCGCACCAAAUGUUCAAGGGGAUUGCGUACCUGCAUGAAGCAGGUCUGAUGCACCGGGACAUCAAGCCAGCCAACCUGCUGAUCAGCGAUACCGACAUGCUGAAGAUAGCCGACUUCGGACUGGCACGUCUGUACUUCCCUGAAGAGGAGGCGCGCCUCUAUUCGCCUCAGGUCUCAACCCGCUGGUAUCGGGCUCCAGAGAUUCUCUUCGGCAGCCAGAAGUACGGAACCGGAGUGGAUAUGUGGGCGGCAGGUGAGUCUUUACAUGUUGUUGAGUUGACGUGUAGAUUUGUAGCCAAAUAUUAUCGCUAUUCAGGCUGCGUAGUAGCGGAGAUGCUACGCGGAGUGCCUCUGUUUGCGGGCACCACCGACAUCGAGCAAUUGGCCAUCAUCAUUCGCACUCUGGGCAGUCCACGUCUGAAUCAGUGGCCGGAGCUGACUUCCCUGCCGGAUUACAGCAAGAUACGGUUUCCCAACUCAGUGGGCAUUCACUGGGACAACUUGUUUCCCAGCUGCACACAUGCGGUGGAAAUCAAUCUGGUCUCGAAUCUAGUGGUCUACAAUCCCAAAAACCGACUGAAGGCCAGCGAGGUGGGUACUGCUCCAAGACUAAGACCGGUGAGGUAGUGUAAU
Molecule: messenger RNA, 1052 nt
Organism: Drosophila erecta
Lineage: Eukaryota; Metazoa; Arthropoda; Insecta; Diptera; Drosophilidae
Product: cyclin-dependent kinase 20
Exons: 3
Coding region: 87-1046 (319 amino acids)
Biological process (GO): protein phosphorylation
Cellular component (GO): nucleus
Molecular function (GO): cyclin-dependent protein serine/threonine kinase activity; ATP binding
Source: RefSeq, a predicted model, not a curated record